Messenger RNA from Osmia lignaria (orchard mason bee), 3366 nucleotides. The record is from RefSeq and is a predicted model, not a curated record. NCBI's taxonomy places the organism in Eukaryota, Metazoa, Arthropoda, Insecta, Hymenoptera, Megachilidae.
CUUCCUUCUCAUCCGUACAGAUCCGACUUGUGAUGGCAAGCGAAGCGGACAGACUAGCCUAUCUGGACUACCUCGAAAGGGUAAAAGCGGGAGUCAGCGUGCCUAUCAGGCCCGGUGCUCCCACUGCUCUAGAAUGGCGAGAUUCCGAUCUUGCUACCAUCUGCGACAAAUUGACUUUUCCGGAAAGAGUCAGAACAACAGCCUCUAUGAAAUCUUGUCUUAUUAGGUUUUAUAACUUUUACUUUUAUGGACGUCUUCCUAAUCAUUCGUCCCCUCACCAGAUCAUCUUUCCCAUUCUCUGUUACCUGCCUCUUGACUUCAGGAUGGAGACAGGAAUAAAUUUCUUUUUCCCAGACAAUUUAAUUGGGCCGAAUUCCUUCUUUGCCCUCCCGACUGGCGAUGAGGCCACAUUGGAACUUGAGGACGCUGAGUUCACUCCCAGCAUUUACAUCGUCGAGGACCUACCUGAUCCUACUAGGCGGGAUGAUAUCGCUAGGUUAUUUGUGACUUUAGAGACCCCACAGAUAAAAGCCUUCAAAAAAGAGAUUACCCGUCUUGUUAAUAAAUUUGAUCCGGAUAAUUACACUCUGGAUGAUAUGAAAAUCUUAAGAUUGUCAUCCUACCUUGCUCUACUGCUCUGCAGAUCGUUCGCCAAGGACUCGAAGCAGAUGUCUCGAGCAAUGAGCAAGAAAGCUGUGCUCGAACACCUGACAAAAUUGGUCGCGUGGCCUGUUGGAGAUGGAUAUGCUCCUCCCUGCAAAGUGUGCAUAGAUAGUUCUGUGCAGGGUUUAGAUAAGGGGCUUAAACACUCCCAGGACAUGAUGGCGUUGAUCCUACACACCUGGAUCAAACAUAUGGUAGCUAAACACUGUCCAAUUUCUAGUGUCCUGCAGGCGGGCAUGUUGACCCACCUCGCAGGCAAUGGCAUGGGUUUAAUCAUCCUCAUGAUGGGUGCUUGUGAAACCUUGGGAUGCACCUACGGAGCUCUCCUUGACAACACUAUGACAGUAAAAACUAAUUAAUAAUAAUUUUAAUACAAAGCAAUCAAGUAAAGCAAAGUGAAUAAAGAGUAAAUAUAAAAUAACAAAUAGCAAUUAGAAUAGUAAACUAGACCAACCAAAGUAAAGCAAAAGAAUUACGCGGAAAAUUUCGGUCGUAGUUUACAAAGAGAAAAAGAAAAAGGAAGUUAAAGUUAAAGUAUCUUAGCUGGUAUCGAUGCUAAGAGGCGUCGGUUGGCGAUACUGGUAAGGGGCACAGCUUGACGAUUGGCCUCUUAACAGUGCCCUUUUCAGUGCGUAGAGUUACCACUCUAACGCAUCCAUCAGGUCCUGGGUGUAGUUCGGUGACGCGUCCCAUCAACCACUUUGCUGGUGGCUGUAAGUCGUCCCGGAUAAGCGCCAGGCUGCCGAUUUCCAAAUUCUCCCGGUAACGACGCCACUUCGGAAACUGUUGGAGAUGCUGUAAGUAUUCGCGUCUCCAUCUUUUCCAGAAUUGUGCUCGCAUUUGUGAGAUUAACCGCCAGCGUGUGUGAAGUGCAGUGCAUGGUUCUUCUGGCUCUGGGGGGACGGUGGUUGGUUCCCCUAUCAAGAAGUGACCCGGUGUCAAGGCGGCCAGCUCCGAAGGGUCCUCUGAUAGUGCGUACAGUGGCCUCGAGUUUAGGCACGCCUCUAUUUGACAGAGGAGAGUCGUCAGUUCCUCGAAGGUAAGUGUGGAAUCACCGAUCACUCUCCGUAGAUGGUGCUUUACGGAUUUUACCCCUGCCUCCCACAGGCCACCAAAAUGCGGCGCAUAAGGGGGAAUGAACUGCCAGCUGGUGCCGUCUAAUGCCAGGGAUGCGGCUGCCUCCUGGUAGAAUAAAGUAGACUGGCGGAACAUAGCGCGGAGCUCUCUGUCUGCUCCCUGGAAUACCGUUCCAUUGUCGCUAAACAGAGUGGCGCAAUGUCCUCGCCUGCCCACAAAGCGACGGAAGGCUGCAAGAAAGGAAGCUGAGGUUAGAUCUGACACCGCUUCCAAAUGUAUUGCCCUGGUAGACAGGCACACGAAGAGGGCGAUGUAGCCUUUGUAGGCUUUGUGGCCACGCCCGGGCGAGUGCGCUCUUGUGGAAGUUGUCCCAUCAGUUGUCCAGCUCUACGUCCGCUAAACCGGGCGCACGUGACGCAGGCGGCGAUUUCGGAUCGAACCAGUGAGCGGCCUCGGACGAUCCAGACUCUUCUCAUGAGAUGGCUGCGAGUAAGCUGUGGACCUCCAUGGAGCGUGCGGUAAUGUGCGUCCCGUAUCAGAAGCCUGGCCAACGGACAUCUCUUCGACACAAGGUAAGGAUGUUUCUCAUUGUACGGCAGAGCCGCGUUUUCUAAGCGCCCUCCGAGCCUUAGCAAGCCCUGGUCGUCUAAGAAAGGUCGACACGGAGAAAGGGGUGAAGCUUUGCGUAGCUCGCCGUGCCGUUGCAGUUGUUCAAUCUCCUCCAGGAAACUGGUGUGUUGAGAGAAUCUCAGAACUGCUAGGAAGGCGUGGGUGCGCUCCGCUGCUUUAACAAAACCCUUCUCGCAAGGCUGCCCUCGGCUUAGACUGGCAAACCUGAAACACUGGGCAAUAACAGAUAAAAGGUGCGAGAGGGAGGAGAAGCGGCACAGGAAAUUUUCUCCGAAUUUCUCCUUGACGACGUGUACCGUGGCUCCUCUUCUCUCUGCCUCUAUUCCCUCGUUGGACUCCGGAAAGGUCGCCGGCCAGAAUUCAGGCUGUUCCGUCAACCAUUUCGGCCCGUGCCACCACAGAAAAAAGGAGAGAUUUGCGGAUCUGAAUUCUCCGAAAAGCGUUCGCGAGAUAAGAGUGAGCCCCGUCUCAGAGCGACGACAGGCUCGCACCUCUCCCUCUCCCUCCCGGCGUCCUCGCCCCACACCGCUGGCCAACGGCGUGAGAGAGAUGGGCGCCGAUGAGAGAGGGAUGGCAAUACGACAGAAGUCAGUCGCGUUAGACAUUGGGGAAACAGUUCGCUCGAACAAACUUACUGUUUGGUGUGGAUUUUGGUCAGGCGGCGUCAUUGGGCCGUACAUCUUCCGCAACGAGAAUGGCCAGACGGUAACUGUUAAUGGCGAACGGUAUUGUGCCAUUAUAUAUAGAGAAAUCGUGCAUCCCUAUAUAUGGAACCUCUAUACCAAAGUUAUCGCGCAUUUUGUACUUUAUACACUGAUAGACAGUAGCAUCAAGUGCAAUUUAAGUAAGUCAUAGCUACAGACGACGUGUGCUCUAUUUUUAGAGCCUUAGUUCUAGCUAGAUGUAAGUGUUAAUUUUUGUACGUUAAGUUUAUUUUGUAAUAUUGAUAUUGUUAUUUUUGCACAAUAAACGUACAUUAAAAAAAAAAAAAAAAAA